Molecule: messenger RNA, 837 nt
Organism: Auanema sp. JU1783
Lineage: Eukaryota; Metazoa; Nematoda; Chromadorea; Rhabditida; Rhabditidae
Source: the annotation of a GenBank genome assembly
AUGAAAUUAUCAGUUCUAUUAAUUCUAUCAUUGACGAUUGCCGCCGCAGCAGCACGAACAACUAAUCAAGAGAAAUACAUUUAUACCUUCUUAGGACAGGACUUCACUGUGCCAGCAUGGGUGGAAAAUAGUAAACGUGCUCUAUCUAACGCUUUUGGAAAAGCAAAAGACUUUAUCACUGGAGAUAGCUCUGUUUCGACCAAUAUUUUUGGCGAAAAGGUAGCAUUCCGUGCACAUAUACCUAAGAGUCAAAAAGAAGUAGCGAAAUCAGUCAGCCGGUUCUUUGCCAAACUUCGUCAUGAUCACACGACUCGCAUUAUAUUCGUGAUUUAUUUAAACUUGGUUGUUAUGUUCAUCGUGUACACGUUGCUGUUCGUGAAACAAAUACAGUUGUCGAAAGAACAUAAGCGGCAAACAACGAUGGUGAAGAAACAUCGAAAAUUGGAGGAAGCUGAUCGUAAAGACUUCUACGCUAGAGCAGCUGUAAUCCAAGAAACUGAAAUGGCACAUGCGGAUAUUCUUAGAAAGCGAGCUGGAGAUCUUUCUAUGUACGAGGAGGAUCGUGAGAGUAUAAUGGGAUCAAACCAAAAGAAAAUGCCUGAAUCUGAAAAGAAAGAAAUUGGCAGUGCUGCUCACAAUGCUUCUAACACCUCUGUUAAUGCCGGACAAUCGGUGACAGUUCUCUCAACAUCUGGAUCGCGUUUGCUGGGAGCCGAUUUGUUUAGCCCAACAAUCACUCAAGAAGAAAUAUUACUUAAUGCAUCUCGAUUGAAUCAUGAUAACGCGGCGAGUGCUCCAUCGCUAAGUCCUGAACGCCGACCAGGAGAUAUCUUCUAG